GCCCCUCCCCGUUCUGUGGAAGGCAGACCCGUUCAGAGACUGAGGAAGAGGAAAUAGGAGCAGCUUCUAAACAGAAUCCUGUGUGCUGCCAUGGACAGUGUGAAGAUGGAAUCUGUCCAAAUUAAAGAGGAGUUCCCUGAACUUGAACUACCCCCCUUUGAAGUGGAGUCUUUUGGGCUGGCUUCCCUCCCCAUAAAACAGGAGCUCUGUGAGAUGCAAUGUGACUGCUGUCUGAUGGAGGUAUCUGAGACUAAAGCUGAGCACAGUGAAUUGGAGAUCCCCCAGACAGAAGAACCCCUUUUUGUUAAACAAGAAGAUGUGUUGGAAAAGGUCCGUAUUAAACGGGAGCCCCCUGAAGUAGAGUUUGACCACAUGGAACCAGGGAAGGAAGAAUCCGAGGACUUCAAACCACCCAUCCCUGAGCUGGAGCCUGUACGCCUGCGGGAAUGUAGUGUGGUGCUGGAGAGAAUCUGCAUGAGAGAGCAAGGCUCUGGAGAGGAAGACUCUCCCAACAGCACACGAGGUGGAAAGGAAGACGGGCAGUCGCAUUCAGAAUGCAGUCUAGCAGGUUCCAGUCCAGCAGCUAAAGUGAGGGCAGGCGGUGGAGAAUAUCCUGACUGUGGAAAAGGUUUUACCCAGUUAGGGCAUUUAAAGAAAAAAAAGGGAAUUCACACAGGAGAGAAACCGUAUCACUGCUCUGACUGUGGGAAGAGUUUUAGUUACUCAGGACAUCUGAAACAACACCAGCGAACUCACACAGGAGAGAAACCAUAUGGCUGCUCUGACUGUGGGAGGAGUUUCAGUCAGUCAGGAACCCUGAAAGAACACCAGCGAAUUCACACAGGAGAGAAACCGUAUCACUGCUUUGACUGUGGGAAGAGUUUCAGACAGUCAGACAGCCUUGACUCCCACAAGCGAACUCACACAGGAGAGAAACCAUAUUCCUGCUCUGACUGUGGGAAGAGUUUCAGUCACUCAGGAACCCUGAAAGAACACCAGCGAACUCACACAGGAGAGAAACCGUAUCACUGCUCUGACUGUGGGAAGAGUUUCAGUCACUCAGGAAAUCUGAAAGAACACCAGCGAACUCACACAGGAGAGAAACCGUAUCGCUGCUCUGACUGUGGGAAGAGUUUCAUUCAGUCCAGAACCCUGAAAAUACACCAGCGAAUUCACACAGGAGAGAAACCGUAUAGCUGCUCUGACUGUGGGAAGAGUUUCAGACAGUCAGAGAGCCUUGUAUCCCACCAACGAACUCACACAGGAGAGAAACCGUAUCGCUGCUCUGACUGUGGGAAGAGUUUCAGACGUUCAGACAGCCUUGUAUCCCACCAGCGAACUCACACUGGAGAGAAACCUUAUUGCUGCUCUGACUGUGGGAAAAGUUUCAGUCACUCAGGAACAUUGAAAGAACACCAGCGAACUCACACAGGAGAGAAACCGUAUCACUGCUCUGUCUGUGGGAAGAAUUUCAGUCACUCAGGAACCUUAAAAGAACACCAGCGAACUCACACAGGAGAGAAACCGUAUUGCUGCUCUGACUGUGGGAAGAGUUUCAGUCAGUCUGGAACCCUGAAAACACACCAGCGAGUUCACACAGGAGAGAAACCGUAUAGCUGCUCUGACUGUGGGAAGAGUUUCAGUCGGUCCAAAACCCUGAAAACACACCAGCGAAUUCACAGAGGAGAGAAACGGUAAAGACUAUGUUCAGUGCGACUUUUCACUCAUGAGGAAAAAAACUUUAGCUUUGCAUUAUGAAUCCCUGUGUAAUUACUGUUUUGUGUAUCGCUCUUAACAGGAAAGAAAGUAUGAGGGACUGCUUGUAGGCUUAAGGUUGGUUCAUACUUGCUCAUAGCUCAUAUGGACAGCUCUGCUGGGAAGAUCUCAGUGUGGGGAGCGCCCUCUUUGAAAGUCACGCUGCUGGUUUUGUUGUACUGACUUCCACCCUGUGAUUGGUUAGUUUGAUUAUUUUGGGCUGUGCCCGAGUCCACCUGGGGUGUUUCUCAUUGGUUGUUCUCGUUCAGAGACAGCCCAUUGUUCUCAGUUGGUUUGUGGUUUGGACCCCAGUCUGCUGUAUGUUCUCUGUCCGAAGUGUCACAGCAUACUGAAAACUGUCUGGCUUGCCUCCAAGAUACUGCUGGCACCUAAAUGAUUCAUUCAAUGAUAGGGAAAGAUAAAACACUUGUCCAGCAGUCAUUUCACAACUCUUUCUAAAAGCAUUCUUGGUCAGUGGGAGAGAAACCAAGUAGGCACAGAGAAUGGCUUAAGACCCCCCUUUGUAUAUUUCAAUUCUGUUAAUUUCAUACACAGAAAGAUAUUAUGACCCACUCUGACGCUACAGCUCUUUUUGAAAAAAGAAGUUAAAUUUUCAAUGUAAAUGCAGUGUUUCUGCUCUAAAAAUGUUAUGUAUGAUGUUCAUAGAUAAAAAUAUUAAGUUAUA
Acipenser ruthenus (sterlet) is the source of this 2440-nucleotide messenger RNA. RefSeq names its product zinc finger protein ZFP2-like. The transcript is spliced from 3 exons. Lineage: Eukaryota; Metazoa; Chordata; Actinopteri; Acipenseriformes; Acipenseridae. Bases 91 to 1698 code for a protein of 535 amino acids. The record is from RefSeq and is a predicted model, not a curated record.